This is a messenger RNA of Racocetra persica, 278 nucleotides long. The record is from the annotation of a GenBank genome assembly. NCBI's taxonomy places the organism in Eukaryota, Fungi, Glomeromycota, Glomeromycetes, Diversisporales, Gigasporaceae.
GGUAGUAAAGAAGCUAAAAAUACUGAUUCAGAUGCAGCAAGUAGUCUUAAAGCAGAAUUGUUACUAGCCAGAAGAACUAUUCAAAAUAUUUUAUUUGAAGAAGGCCAAAGUUCACCUUCACUUCCUACAGCAGUUUUUAUCGUAUUUGAUGAUUACAGAGAACCUACUAUAAGCAUAUUAGAGAGGACAAAAGUUUUUCCAAUUAUACCAAUUCAAUAUAUAUGGAAAGAUAAAUCUGAAGCGACAUGUUUAUAUUUGCAAAUCCCUAUUCAUUUUGC